This is a messenger RNA of Closterium sp. NIES-65, 2389 nucleotides long. The record is from the annotation of a GenBank genome assembly. Lineage: Eukaryota; Viridiplantae; Streptophyta; Zygnematophyceae; Desmidiales; Closteriaceae.
AUGUGGGCAUUGCACCGACAGUAUUAUGCACUCAGCUUUGACAUCAUUUUCUGUGAUGUGAGUGGCAACAGCCUGUAUGGGCGCAUCAACCGUGACUUUGAAAACAUAGCGACGGAUGGCAAUGUCCUCAUCAACUUGGCUCACAACUUCUUCUUUGGAGAUGGGGUGCUCUUUGCUGCCGGCUGCAAGGCCUGCCCCACCGAAGCCAGCGAGCCCAACAACUUGUAUAUAAGGGACACCUCUGCAUGGCAAAAUUAUGGUGGCAAGUGCGGCAAUCUUGCUCAAAGUUCAUCCGUGGCGAAGUCGGGCAAGACGGCGAGGGUGAGUCUGUCGGGCAACUGCCUAACCCUCACCCCAAGCAAGAAGUGCUCGCCCAACGCCGCCCAGCGCAGCAAGGCAGCCUGCCAGGCGUUUUGCAGCAUGACUGACCUUGGCCCGUGUGACGGCCAUGGGUCGUGUGUGCCGGCUGCCCCCGCCUCCCCCACCAACUUCACGUGCCUCUUGUCGUCUCUGUCAACGGGUGCCAUAGUUGGCAUUGUUCUGGGCUGCUUUGCUGGCUUCUCCCUGCUGGCCGCGGUGGUCGCAUGGCUGGUGUGGCCCCGCGGACCGAGUGAGAGCCCCUCAACCCUUCUUCACUUCCAUUCCAUCUCCCUCAUGCUCGCCUCUACUCUGCCCUCAUGCUCGCCUCUACUCUGCCCUCAUGCUCGCCUCUACUCUGCCCUCAUGCUCGCCUCUACUCUGCCCUCAUGCUCGCCUCUACUCUGCCCUCAUGCUCGCCUCUACUCUGCCCUCAUGCUCACCUGUACUCUGCCCUCAUGCUCGCCUCUACUCUGCCCUCAUGCUCGCCUCUACUCUACCCUCAUGCUCGCCUGUACUCUGCCCUCAUGCUCGCCUGUAUUAUUUUCUCAUGCUCGCCUGUACUCUGCCCUCAUGCUCGCCUCUACUCUGCCCUCAUGCUCGCCUGUACUCUGCCCUCAUGCUCGCCUGUACUCUGCCCUCAUGCUCGCCUCUACUCUGCCCUCAUGCUCGCCUCUACUCUACCCUCAUGCUCGCCUGUACUCUGCCCUCAUGCUCGCCUGUACUCUGCCCUCAUGCUCGCCUGUACUCUGCCCUCAUGCUCACCUCUACUCUGCCCUCAUGCUCGCCUCUACUCUGCCCUCAUGCUCGCCUGUACUCUGCCCUCAUGCUCGCCUCUACUCUGCCCUCAUGCUCGCCUCUACUCUGCCCUCAUGCUCGCUUGUAUUAUUUUCUCAUGCUCGCCUCUACUCUGCCCUCAUGCUCGCCUCUACUCUGCCCUCAUGCUCGCCUCUACUCUGCCCUCAUGCUCGCCUGUACUCUGCCCUCAUGCUCGCCUCUACUCUGCCCUCAUGCUCGCCUCUACUCUGCCCUCAUGCUCGACUGUACUCUGCCCUCAUGCUCGCCUCUACUUUGCCCUCAUGCUCGCCUCUACUCUGCCCUCAUGCUCACCUCUACUCUGCCCUCAUGCUCGCCUCUACUCUGCCCUCAUGCUCGCCUGUAUUAUUUUCUCAUGCUCGCCUCUACUCUGCCCUCAUGCUCGCCUCUACUCUGCCCUCAUGCUCGCCUCUACUCUGCCCUCAUGCUCGCCUCUACUCUGCCCUCAUGCUCGCCUGUAUUAUUUUCUCAUGCUCGCCUCUACUCUGCCCUCAUGCUCGCCUCUACUCUGCCCUCAUGCUCGCCAGUACUCUGCCCUCAUGCUCGCCUCUACUCUGCCCUCAUGCUCGCCUCUACUCUGCCCUCAUGCUCGCUUGUAUUAUUUUCUCAUGCUCGCCUCUACUCUGCCCUCAUGCUCGCCUCUACUCUGCCCUCAUGCUCGCCUCUACUCUGCCCUCAUGCUCGCCUGUACUCUGCCCUCAUGCUCGCCUCUACUCUGCCCUCAUGCUCGCCUCUACUCUGCCCUCAUGCUCGACUGUACUCUGCCCUCAUGCUCGCCUCUACUCUGCCCUCAUGCUCGCCUCUCCUCUGCCCUCAUGCUCACCUCUACUCUGCCCUCAUGCUCGCCUCUACUCUGCCCUCAUGCUCGCCUGUAUUAUUUUCUCAUGCUCGCCUCUACUCUGCCCUCAUGCUCGCCUCUACUCUGCCCUCAUGCUCGCCUCUACUCUGCCCUCAUGCUCGCCUCUACUCUGCCCUCAUGCUCGCCUGUAUUAUUUUCUCAUGCUCGCCUCUACUCUGCCCUCAUGCUCGCCUCUACUCUGCCCUCAUGCUCGCCUGUACUCUGCCCUCAUGCUCGCCUCUACUCUGCCCUCAUGCUCGCCUCUACUCUGCCCUCAUGCUCGCCUCUACUCUGCCCUCAUGCUCGUCUCUACUCUGCCCUCAUGCUCGUCUCUACUCUGCCCUCAUGCUCGCCUGUACUCUGCCCUCAUGCUCGCCU